UACGUUCUCGAUGAGCGAAAACAAUGGGAUGAAAAUUUGUCUUCAUCUCGGUGAAAGGUGCAAAGGGUUCACGUACAAUCUUGGCCCAAAUACCGUCACUUUGAAGACAGGGGUGUUGAGUAAACCGAAAUUUUCCCUCGGUGUUAUCACUGUACUGAAGAGUGAGCAUCGAGAUAUCCUGGAAUUUGAGGAAGAAAGCUGUGCUCCUAGUUUGAAAAGCCAAACAAAGUCUGGCAAAAUUAAUAAAAAGAACGAAAUAUGUAAUCUUCCCAACAUUGACCCAUUUGAUCCAACUGUGAUGAAAAUGAUUGAAAAUGUUCCACCUUUGGUUUGUAAAGGAAAGAAAAACCUAACUUCUUAUCAAAAUGGCAUUUUGAGGAUAACUCCCGGUAAGAAUGUGAAGAAAGUUAACUAUCAAAUUCUGAAAAGAAAAAGCAAUACAGGGCAAGGUUACGACGUUUCCCGAACGGGCACGUUGACGCCGUCGGAUCCCGAAGCCCAGCUGAACGAAGACAUGGUGUACCUUGAGGUACAAACCGUCGAUGGUGAUGAGCAAAGAGAGUUUCACCUUGAUGUGCAAUCACGUAAGGAGUACGUAGAGCGUGUUGCAAAAACUAAACCAGGAAUACCGCUGAACGUAAUGAUGGUAGGCCUAGAUUCCACGUCCCACGCGCAUUUUCAAAGGAAACUGGGACCAGUGUACAAGUAUUUAAAGGAUGACCUAAAAUCCGUUGUAUUCAACGGACAUUCAAUUGUUGGUGAUGGUACAACUGAGAAUGUUGUAGGAAUGAUCACUGGUCGCCUGCUAGAUGAACUACAAGAAGCUAGGGUCGGGAGGCUAGAUGGGUCAUGUAUUGACAGCUGGCCAUUGAUUUUCAAAGACAUGCGGGCUCAUGGUUACGUCACAUAUUACAGCGAGGACGAAGUUUACAAUGGCGCAAUCACACAUCGCCUACAAGGCUUCUGUAAACCACCAAUUGACCAUUAUCUGCUUCCAUUGUGGUAUGCUGCUCUUAACAAAAUGACAACAUUAUACAGGAAGGUUGCUGAAUUAGGCACGUACAUUAAGGGUCACUGCCUGGGCUCUCAAGCGAUAUACAACGUUAGCUUCAACGCUGUUCAAAGCUUUUUUGACGCAUACCCCAACACGCCGAAGUUCGGGUUUCAAUUCAAUGCCGAUUUUUGCCAUCAUGAAUCGUUCAAUUUUAUUUCGCUGGUCGAAGAUAAGCUCUUAAAUUUUCUAAAAGUCAUGAAAGAUAAGAAUUAUCUUAAUAAUACUCUUUUAAUAUUAUUUGGAGAUCACGGACUUCGGUACGGUUUUGUUCGUUCCAGUAUUCUUGGUCGGAUGGAAGAGAGAUUACCUUUUCUGUCUAUGACUUUCCCGCCUUGGUUCCAGGCCUCUUAUCCAGAACUCUAUGCGAACUUACGAAGAAACGCUGAAGUGCUUACGUCACAUUUUGACCUUCAUGCGACCCUAAUGCAUUUUUUGACGUAUCCGAACGAGCCACAAGGUUUACCUCACGGAAGGAGUCUUCUGACAAACAUCGGGUGGAGAACCUGCGAAAAGGCUGGGAUACCUUUUCAUUAUUGCCCGUGUCUGGACUGGGACCCGGUUAGCACAGACCACAAACAUGUUGUAAAAAGCGGGCUCGCUGUCGUCGCCGCAAUAAAUGAUAUGCUGAGGCAGAAUGGACUCGCAGAGAAAUGUGCAAAGUUGAAAUUGCAGAGGAUCAAAUCUUCUAUAAUUGUGACUUCGACAAGGGGGGAUACGAGGAAAAAGUCAAUUUCAGGGUUCUAAAAGGUGGGUGUAUGUACCAACUUCAGAUUGAGACUUCGCCAAACGAUGGCAUAUACGAAGCAACAGUACAAAUGAUCAGCGGUGAGCCUCGUGUG
Dendronephthya gigantea is the source of this 1893-nucleotide messenger RNA. RefSeq lists its product as uncharacterized. The transcript is spliced from 5 exons. The record is from RefSeq and is a predicted model, not a curated record. NCBI's taxonomy places the organism in Eukaryota, Metazoa, Cnidaria, Anthozoa, Malacalcyonacea, Nephtheidae. Bases 11 to 1798 code for a protein of 595 amino acids.